UGCAGCAUGGUGAAUCCCCUACAGAUACAAAUGCAAAAUGAAAGUUGUAAUUUGUGGGGGUGGAAUUAUCGGCAAUUGUGUGGCUUAUUACUUGGGUGAAAGCGGUAUAACCGAUAUUACUGUUGUGGAAAGAGACAAACUUGCGAAUGCGGCUUCUGGAAAAGCUGGCGGGUUUUUAGCGCGAGAUUGGUGUUGCGAAUGUAGACAGUUGGAUAUUUUCGCAAAAACAAGUUUUGCUUUGCACCAAGAGCUUGCGACUAAAUUUGACGGUAAAGCAUCUUACGAUUACCGGAGAUUAGAAGCGUUUUCUGCGAGUUACGACGCUGAUUUAAAGAAAUCGGAGACAGAAUUGGAUUCUAAACGCGAACAUUUGAAAUGGUUUAACGGCCCAAACAUAGUUGCCAAAAGUUGCAACAGUAUUGGUACCAACGAAAAUGUAGCGCAAUUACACCCGUAUAAGUUCGUAGACACUAUUGCUGAAUACAAUUUAUCAAGAGGGAUUAAAGUUCUGGAAGAUACUGCUAUUGUUUCAGUUAAAACUGAGAAAGCAAAAGCUGUAGGAGUAGAACUGAGCAACCAAACCGAACUUGAAUGCGACGUUUUAGUUUUAUGUAUGGGGCCGUGGACUGGUGCGGCAAUUGAAUGGUUUGAUAGUUUACCAUCAUGUUAUGGACAGAAGGGACAUUCGAUUGUUAUUUUGCCUAAAACUGAACUGCCAGGUGAGGCUGUAUUUAUGGAACUUGGGGGUCAAUUUUCCCCCGAGAUUUACCCUCGCCCAGACGGUCAAGUCUAUGUUUGUGGGGUAACCGAAAACCCUCUCCCAUCAAAUGAUUUACCUUUACCAGGUACCAUUAAACCGACCGAAAACUCGUGCGAAAAACUUAAAGAUAUCGCAGGUAAAGUGUCGGACAUUUUAUGCGAGGGUGAAGUUCUAACAUCUCAAGCAUGCUACUUACCUCUAACUCAUGAUGGUCUUCCUAUCAUUGGGAAAGUCCCCCAAACUGAGAAUGUAUAUGUAGCUGCAGGACACGGGUGUUGGGGGAUUCUCAAUUCAGCAGCUACAGGCAAAUCACUGGCCCAACUUAUCACUGGUUGCAACGAAGAUGAAAAGAUAAAUAUUGAAGCAUUUAAUCCAGGAAGGUUCAACUGAUAUUUAAUUCACAAACUUAUUUAUUCCUAGCUGAAGCAACUGCUGAGCAAGUUACAUGGAUUCUUUAUAUGAGAUACUUUUUUGCAUGUGUUAUGUGUUUUUAAAAUUUUAGUGAAAUCUAGUGUGACAUUGCCAAAAUGCAGUUAAACUCAUGGUCAUUAAACAUUGGGAACCUCAUUGAUUAAUCAUAUUGUAAUGUACUUUGGCUCCACACCCCUGGUCCAAAAAUUGUUAACUUUCGGCCUGUGCACAACAUUUCAAUUUAUUGCAUUCUGGGUUUAACAUAAUAUACCGCGGGAACCAAAAACUAUAUUACAAUAUACCGGAUAGUAAGAGUAAAACAAUCAGACAUGUCCCAUGGUUUAUAUAGACCUUUAUUUAAAGACCUUGCGCUUUAGAGUAGUUUUGUUUUUGUUAAAACACAAUUUUCACAAACAUGUAAAUAUUAACAGUUUAUUAUUUAAUAUUGUUUUCGUUUUUACAGUUCACUUAAAAAAUCCUCUAACACAAAACUACCAAUAACAAUGUAAAUUAAACAAAACUUAUAAUGAAAUUAACCUCUUAAGUCAAAAGUGCCAAUUUUUUUUAAAUUGUACUUUACCCUGAACAUCAGAACUACUAAGCCUAUACGCGCUGUACCUUAUGCGAUAAUACGGCCUUAAAAAUUGUCCUAAUACAAACUCCAGACUGUUUACUAUAUAUCUAUAUUUAACUUGCAUGAAAUUUUACAGCAUACUUGAACUUGUCUACCUUGAUUUUAUUUGUUCUGCACUAUUGAUGUAUAUUGUGCUGGUUGUUUAAAUUAUCUAGUAUGUUUCUUUAAAAUGAUCUUUGGUUUGUGGUGCCUUUGCAACAGUUCACAAUAAAUUUAAAAUAUC
This is a messenger RNA of Ciona intestinalis (vase tunicate), 2028 nucleotides long. RefSeq lists its product as uncharacterized. Gene Ontology annotation, cellular component: cytoplasm. The record is from RefSeq and is a predicted model, not a curated record. NCBI's taxonomy places the organism in Eukaryota, Metazoa, Chordata, Ascidiacea, Phlebobranchia, Cionidae.